AUGUCUUUCAGUGGCACCCAGGACAAGUGCAAGGCCUGCGACAAGACUGUCCAUUUCAUCGACCUCUUGACCGCGGAUGGAGUCCCUUAUCACAAGACUUGUUUCAAGUGCAGCCACUGCAAAGGAACUCUUUCUAUGUGCAACUACUCUUCCAUGGAUGGCAUCCUCUACUGCAAGCCUCAUUUUGAGCAGCUCUUCAAGGAGACUGGCAGCUUCUCCAAGAAGUUCCCAACGAGUUCAAAGUCUGGCGAAAAAGAACUGUCAAGGACUCCAAGCAAGGUCUCCUCCAUGUUCUCAGGAACCCAAGACAAGUGCGCUAGCUGCAAGAAGACAGCGUACCCUUUGGAGAAGCUGACCGUGGAAGGUGAAUCAUACCACAAGACCUGCUUCAAGUGCUCUCACGGGGGCUGCACUCUUACGCCCUCGUCCUACGCGGCACUCGAUGGCAUCCUCUACUGCAAGCACCACUUCGCGCAAUUGUUCAAGGAGAAGGGGAGCUACAACCACCUGAACAAGGUGGCGUCGAUGAAGCGGAGUUCUGGAGCAGAGGAGGCACCAAGCGAGGAGGCAGCGGCUGAACCCACGCAGGAGGAAGAGCAGUCGUAAAAAUGUAACUUUGAUCCCUCUGGCUUCUUCCAGCUUCGUCUCUGCUGGGUGUUUGCUCUAAUGCGUAUGAGACUUGCGACAAGGAAAAUAAAUGGUCGACUUCCUUUUUUACAUGUUUGUACUUUUUUCCAUGCUGCUAAAAGGUCCUGUGAGUCAUGUAAUUAUCAGAUGAAUGCAUGAAUUAUUGGAGGCA
Molecule: messenger RNA, 799 nt
Organism: Musa acuminata AAA Group (dessert banana)
Lineage: Eukaryota; Viridiplantae; Streptophyta; Magnoliopsida; Zingiberales; Musaceae
Product: LIM domain-containing protein PLIM2b
Exons: 5
Coding region: 1-606 (201 amino acids)
Biological process (GO): actin filament bundle assembly
Cellular component (GO): plasma membrane; actin cytoskeleton
Molecular function (GO): actin filament binding
Source: RefSeq, a predicted model, not a curated record